AUGCCUGUCUACCUUAUUUCAAGGAUCGCCGAUCCCCUCUUCGCCUUGACCAUGGGUGUUGGGGCUGCCCUCACCCGUAUUCGCCGUGACCAGCGCGAGAUGUUCCCCGAGCAGGCAUCACAAAUCAGCUAUGGCACUGUUGUGAAGACGGGUGGACAGCGGUUACAACGGUGGUGGAACGGAGACUUCCAGGAUGUUUAA
Penicillium nucicola is the source of this 201-nucleotide messenger RNA. RefSeq lists its product as uncharacterized. The transcript is spliced from 2 exons. Lineage: Eukaryota; Fungi; Ascomycota; Eurotiomycetes; Eurotiales; Aspergillaceae. The record is from RefSeq and is a predicted model, not a curated record. Gene Ontology annotation, biological process: protein secretion. The coding region runs from base 1 to 201 and encodes 66 amino acids.